Callithrix jacchus (white-tufted-ear marmoset) is the source of this 4283-nucleotide messenger RNA. It is a transcript of the gene CTNNA2, whose product is annotated as catenin alpha 2. The record is from RefSeq and is a predicted model, not a curated record. Lineage: Eukaryota; Metazoa; Chordata; Mammalia; Primates; Cebidae. Gene Ontology annotation, cellular component: catenin complex; actin cytoskeleton; adherens junction. Gene Ontology annotation, biological process: cell migration; cell-cell adhesion. Gene Ontology annotation, molecular function: beta-catenin binding; structural molecule activity; cadherin binding.
CCAGAGGCGGCUGCAGCAGCUGCUGCCCUUGUCCCUGCCGCCGCCUCUCCAGUCCCUUCUGUGAUUACCACUCCAGCUGCUGGGAACCGGCGAGAAAAAGGAGGAGGUGAGAAACUCCCACCGACCCACAGAGGGAGCAUGACUUCGGCAACUUCACCUAUCAUUUUGAAAUGGGACCCCAAAAGUUUGGAAAUCCGGACGCUAACCGUGGAAAGGCUGUUGGAGCCACUUGUUACACAGGUGACUACACUUGUCAACACAAGCAACAAAGGCCCAUCUGGUAAAAAGAAAGGGAGAUCAAAGAAAGCCCACGUACUAGCUGCUUCUGUAGAGCAAGCCACUCAGAACUUCCUGGAAAAGGGUGAACAGAUCGCUAAGGAGAGUCAAGAUCUCAAAGAAGAAUUGGUGGCUGCUGUAGAGGACGUGCGCAAACAAGGUGAGACGAUGCGUAUCGCCUCCUCCGAGUUUGCUGAUGACCCAUGCUCAUCGGUAAAGCGCGGCACCAUGGUGCGGGCGGCAAGGGCUUUGCUCUCGGCAGUGACACGCUUACUCAUCCUUGCGGACAUGGCAGAUGUCAUGAGACUUUUAUCCCAUCUGAAAAUUGUGGAAGAGGCCCUGGAAGCUGUCAAAAAUGCUACAAACGAGCAAGACCUUGCAAACCGUUUUAAAGAGUUUGGAAAAGAGAUGGUGAAACUCAACUAUGUAGCAGCAAGAAGACAACAGGAGCUGAAGGAUCCUCACUGUCGGGAUGAGAUGGCAGCCGCCCGAGGGGCUCUGAAGAAGAAUGCCACAAUGCUGUACACGGCCUCUCAAGCAUUUCUCCGUCACCCAGAUGUUGCCGCUACGAGAGCCAACCGAGAUUAUGUGUUCAAACAAGUCCAGGAGGCCAUUGCUGGCAUCUCCAAUGCUGCUCAAGCUACCUCGCCCACUGACGAAGCCAAAGGCCACACGGGCAUCGGCGAGCUGGCUGCGGCUCUUAAUGAGUUUGACAAUAAGAUCAUCCUGGACCCCAUGACGUUCAGCGAGGCCAGGUUCCGGCCGUCCCUGGAGGAGAGGCUGGAGAGCAUCAUCAGCGGCGCCGCGCUGAUGGCAGACUCCUCCUGCACACGAGACGACCGGCGCGAGAGGAUCGUGGCGGAGUGCAACGCCGUGCGGCAGGCGCUCCAGGACCUGCUCAGCGAGUACAUGAAUAAUGUGGAAUCUCGCUCUGUCACCAGGCUGGAGUGCAGUGACACGAUCUCAGCUCACUGCAAUCUCCGCCUCUGUGGUUCAAGCAAUUCUCCUGCCUCAGUCUCCCGAGUAGCUGGGACUAUAGGUGCAUGCCACCAUGCCCAGGCAAGUGUCCAUUUGUCCUUACUUCCAGCCAAUAAACAUUUCCAGGGGAUUUUCAAGGUGAUUCCUCCAGUUAGAGAUGUUCAAAACGUGGUCCCAAGAUGGUUGUGUACAUGCAUGACAAUGCAGACUGGAAGAAAAGAAAAAGGAGAUCCUCUCAACAUUGCGAUUGAUAAGAUGACUAAGAAAACAAGAGAUUUAAGGAGACAGCUUCGGAAAGCAGUGAUGGAUCACAUAUCUGAUUCUUUCUUGGAAACCAAUGUCCCUUUGCUAGUUCUAAUUGAGGCUGCAAAGAGCGGAAAUGAGAAGGAAGUGAAAGAAUAUGCCCAGGUUUUCCGUGAACAUGCCAACAAACUGGUAGAGGUUGCCAAUUUGGCCUGUUCCAUCUCCAACAAUGAAGAAGGGGUGAAAUUAGUUCGGAUGGCAGCCACCCAGAUUGACAGCCUGUGUCCCCAGGUCAUCAAUGCUGCUCUGACACUGGCUGCCCGGCCACAGAGCAAAGUUGCUCAGGAUAACAUGGAUGUCUUCAAAGACCAGUGGGAGAAGCAGGUCCGAGUGUUGACAGAGGCUGUGGAUGACAUCACAUCAGUGGAUGACUUCCUCUCUGUCUCAGAAAAUCACAUCUUGGAGGAUGUGAACAAGUGUGUGAUAGCCCUCCAAGAGGGUGAUGUGGACACUCUGGACCGGACUGCAGGGGCCAUCAGGGGCCGAGCAGCUCGAGUCAUACACAUCAUCAAUGCUGAGAUGGAGAACUAUGAAGCUGGGGUUUAUACUGAGAAAGUGCUGGAAGCUACAAAACUGCUUUCUGAAACAGUGAUGCCACGCUUUGCUGAACAAGUAGAGGUUGCCAUUGAAGCCCUGAGUGCCAACGUUCCUCAACCAUUUGAGGAGAAUGAGUUCAUCGAUGCCUCUCGCCUGGUGUAUGAUGGUGUUCGAGACAUCAGAAAGGCUGUGCUGAUGAUCAGGACCCCAGAAGAACUAGAGGAUGAUUCUGACUUUGAGCAGGAAGAUUACGACGUGCGUAGCAGGACGAGUGUUCAGACUGAGGAUGACCAGCUCAUUGCAGGGCAGAGUGCACGGGCCAUCAUGGCGCAACUACCGCAAGAAGAGAAGGCAAAAAUAGCUGAGCAGGUGGAGAUAUUCCAUCAAGAGAAAAGCAAGCUGGAUGCAGAAGUGGCCAAAUGGGACGACAGCGGCAAUGAUAUCAUUGUACUGGCCAAGCAGAUGUGUAUGAUCAUGAUGGAAAUGACAGACUUCACAAGAGGCAAAGGCCCAUUGAAAAAUACAUCUGAUGUCAUUAAUGCUGCCAAGAAAAUUGCUGAAGCAGGUUCUCGAAUGGACAAAUUAGCCCGCGCUGUGGCUGAUCAGUGUCCUGAUUCAGCAUGUAAGCAGGAUUUAUUAGCCUACCUUCAACGAAUUGCCUUGUAUUGCCAUCAGCUUAAUAUCUGCAGCAAGGUGAAGGCGGAAGUACAGAAUCUGGGAGGAGAGCUCAUUGUGUCAGGGACAGGAGUUCAGAGCACUUUCACUACCUUUUAUGAGGUAGAUUGUGAUGUCAUAGAUGGGGGCAGGGCUAGUCAACUUUCUACCCACCUCCCAACCUGUGCUGAGGGAGCUCCGAUCGGGAGUGGAAGCAGUGAUUCCUCCAUGAUUUAUUCACAGGAUUCCUGCAUCAGGCUUGAAAAGCAAAGGGGUUCUGAAGAAGAGACAGGCUCUCGUAUUUUUGCUGCAGAAUUAAACACCAUCUAUCUGAAAAUGGAAUCUGUGCUGGACAGUGCCACAUCACUUAUCCAGGCUGCUAAAAACCUGAUGAAUGCUGUUGUCCUCACGGUGAAAGCAUCCUAUGUGGCCUCAACCAAAUACCAGAAGGUCUAUGGGACAGCAGCUGUCAACUCACCUGUUGUAUCUUGGAAGAUGAAGGCUCCAGAGAAGAAGCCCCUUGUGAAGAGAGAAAAGCCUGAAGAAUUCCAGACACGAGUUCGACGAGGUUCUCAGAAGAAACACAUUUCGCCUGUACAGGCUUUAAGUGAAUUCAAAGCAAUGGAUUCCUUCUAGGACGAUAGGCUUUAACAAGAAAGCUUUUUCUUUCUUUUCUUUUCUUUCUUUUUCUUUUUAAUUCCAUUUUUGUAUGCAUACCUGCCGGCUUGUAUGCCUCUGGCAUGGGGAAAUUAAGGGAACAGUGUCUGUUUGCAUGUGAGAUGAGAUCAAUACUACUGAUCCAUCUGUAGUCUGGGAAGGAAACAGGAGAUUCCUGUACUGAGGUGGCACAGAGCUGUCCUUUGCAACAUUCUCAUAAAAUUGGGCAAAGAGUUCACAUUGGUGCAACAUUUAUGGGAGCGGGAGGGAUGGGGAAAAUAAACUUAACUCUACAAAAGCAAACUCUAAUGCAUGCAAGAAUCAUUAGGUUGGCAGGUAUAUUCAUAAGUGAAAAAUCUGGAAGUGUAAUGGUAGAACAUAAAACUUGUAUUGCUUCUGUUUCAGUGCAAAAAUGUACUAGCCAAUACGCUUAAGUGUGUGGCCCACAAAUUGAACAAUUUAACCAUGAAGUCAUAUUCGUGAUAUUAUGUCGAUUUUUAACUGAGGGGAAAUUAACUAGUCCAGCCUAAAAUGCUUCUUUUAAUCUGCAUUCUGUUGUUUUCUCUUCUAGUUGUGCCAUUACUAGUGAUCAUGUUAUUUUUUUUUCCCCUUUACUGAAAUCAAUAAACAUCUAUUUGAGAGAAUUAAAAUCCUUCUGGGGGCACUGGAAGCACAAUGUGGUGACCAAUGUUGCUUUCAUUUUUUUUAAUUUGAACUAUGAUUUUGCUAGAAAUAGAAGGCCCAGUGGUGGAAUAUUAGAAGGAAUGGAAACUGACAACAUGUGAAGGUUAGAGGCAAAUACAUAGGUGUAGCUUGGAGUGCUGGUAUCUAAUAUGCCAUUGUAUUCACUAACUCGAAAUAAACACAUUUAAUCUUGA